Closterium sp. Yama58-4 is the source of this 1287-nucleotide messenger RNA. Lineage: Eukaryota; Viridiplantae; Streptophyta; Zygnematophyceae; Desmidiales; Closteriaceae. The record is from the annotation of a GenBank genome assembly.
AUGUUUUCAUCGAUUACUGAUUCCUCCUCCGAGGACGACAACACCGACGCGUCGCAAGACAUGCUCGGCGACGGGGCAAGGGUUUCGCAAACAGCGGGUUACCCGCCGAGACAGUGCUACCCGCCUCCCGGGUCGCGCGCAGAAUCCGCGAGCUACUACCACCAGAAGCAGGGCGGCAAUGCCGAUGCGGCAGUAGAGCCGCUCGGCCUGAAAGAAUCCACGGAAGCCGUUUUACGGUCCCGCGUGCAAGAGGUUCUGUCGGAGCGGCAAGAGCUGGUGCAGCAGCUGUCGUCGUUCCGCGUGACAGCGGCGUACCGGCAGAAGCGGGUGGAAGCGACCUUGAAAGAGGCGGAGGUGCUCAAAACGAAAUUGGCGGGAGGGGAGAAGCGGCUGGAGAGGGUUCGCGCGCAGCUUGACGCCACGCGCAUCGCGCGAGACGCGGCGGCGCGGGAGCUCGCGGUCCUUCGGCGGAUCGCGCCCGCAGCAGAUGCUGGUACUAGCGACGACGAGGACAGCGACGAAAGUGAUGCGUCGGAUUCAGAGAGUGACGCCACGUCGGAUAGGGGAUGCGGGGGAGCGAGAUCGCGCGGAAGAGGCGGAAUGUGCCGGGGCGCGGCGAAGACGGCGGGGGACGCGGCGUGGCGGAGAGCGGAGCUGCGGAACGUUCUGCAUGAAAUGGCGCAAGCGCUGGAGAAGACCGAAAAGAGAGCGCGAAGCGCUUUGGCGCGAACAACGCAAUUAGAAGGCUUACUGGAGGACAAAAAGGAGGAGCUGGCGGAGGUGCGGAAGGAGUUGCGCACGGCGGAGGGGGAGCGGAACAUGCUGGCGGAAGAGUUGCAGGAAGCCUUCAACUCGUGGGCGCAGCCGCGCGCGCCCGCAGGCAACGCCACGAGGAAGUCAGGGGUGGCGUCGGCUCCGCUGCCGCUACAGCCGCUACAGCCACUGGAGGCGCUACAGGCGCUACGAGCCAAACAGGCGCAGCGCGCCACAGACGGACACUGGCCUGGAACGUGGAUUGAUGAGGGCAAGGGUGGUGGGGAUUACAUGCCGAAAGGGGGAAGCAGAGAUAUGGGUCUCAUCAGCAGAAGCACGAGUAAGGAGGAGCCCGGGGCGCAGAUGCGCGGAAAGGGGUUGAACGGAGAGGGGAAAAGCGCUAAGGGGAUGAUGAGCGGUAGGGGGAGCACGGAGGAGCUCGGUGGGUGGGCCCGCGCGUCAGCGCUGUUGCUGGCGGGUCAGAUGGAGCCGCGCGUGCCUGGAUACCUGCGCGCGUCGCUAGAGGUCCCCUGA